Molecule: messenger RNA, 7762 nt
Organism: Ornithorhynchus anatinus (platypus)
Lineage: Eukaryota; Metazoa; Chordata; Mammalia; Monotremata; Ornithorhynchidae
Gene: PKD1L2
Product: polycystin 1 like 2
Biological process (GO): detection of mechanical stimulus
Cellular component (GO): membrane
Molecular function (GO): calcium channel activity; protein binding; calcium ion binding
Source: RefSeq, a predicted model, not a curated record
AUGCAUCAGCCUUAUCGCUCCUCCUCGACGGCCGCAGGUGGCAGGGCGGGCGGAGGGGAUGAAGGCCGUUGCCAGGGGUCAGGAUGGAGAGUUGCGGGUGGGCUCCGGGCCCUGGCCCUGCCGGGCGUGGUGGUACUGGUGCUGGGCUGGGGGCUGGGAUUCGGGGAGCGCUGCCCCGGGCCGCUCCUGCCCUUCGGCCGCUCGUGCUUCGAGGUGGUGCGGCUGCGGAGGCCUUUCCUCGACGCCCAGGGCCAAUGCCGGGCCCGGGGGGGACGCCUGGCUCUGGUCGGGGAUGAGGACACCCGGCGCUUCCUGACAGCCUGGCUCCCCGAGGGGCCAGCCUGGUGGAUCGGGCUCGCUGGGACCCCCGCCCGACACGUCUUGCCCAUCUUGCUUCCUUCUCAGGAGGAACGACUUGGUUGGACGAGUCAAACACCCAGCUACAGCAACUGGCCCGAGGACCCAAGCCCCGCAGCUCGGUGCGGCUACCUCGACCAGCAGUCCGGCUACCGGUGGGUCGCGACCGAGAACUGCAGCCAGGAGCUGGGCUUCAUUUGUGAGUUUGAGAGCGGCCAGAGCCUGGCCUGCCAAGGGUCCAAAGCCACGGUGCAGUGCGGCUCCGGGGAGGUCAUCCAGAUCGGCGACGGCAUCUACGCCGAGGAACCCCCAUUUCUGCGCCCCGCCCACCCCGCUCUCGACCCACUCGAGGACCCCUGCAGCUGGGUCAGCGUCAAGGAAGAAGUGGCCGGUAAAACCUGGGGAACGUGGGGAGCGACGGGGGGAACCCUCAAAUCCCAGAGGUCACCCAGGUCACUCUCCCCGACCCUUCCCACUUCCCCAUCGUCUCCCUCUUCCUGCUCCCACUCGCUCUCCCCGCCACCCACCGCCCAUUUCUCUGGCAUGGGGCGUCACGGCGGACAACCCUCCUCUGAAGCUCUGUUCCCGAUCCGCGCCGGAUCCUCGUGCCCCCCAGGGCAGUGCCAUGGACUCCAGGUGUGCCAAGUGGCGGCAGACGGGGCAUUUUUCGGAGACCUUUGCCCCACUUUGGGCAACUAUCUUUUAAUCCAGUACCACUGUGUCGAAGGCCUGCGGCUGCUGCUCCCCGACUCCGGGCUGGUCUCCGACGAGGUGACGAUCUCGAUGAGGUGGCUUCUCUCCCCCUACGCCGGAAACCUGUCCUGCAUCGUCGGAACCGGAGACGGACACAUCAUCGAUCCCUACUAUCCCCCCCACGUAAGCAGCAACGUGACGUACCGGUUUACAUCCCCCGUAUUUGCCGUGUUUGUGGAAUGCACGACCAGCGUGCACGUCACGGCCCAGAGGUCGCUGACCAUGGACAGAAUGGAGAGACUCCAUGUGGAUGGGUGCAGCGGCCAGUACGAGGCAGAAAACGGCUCCCACUGCCAAAACGCUCUACGGGGAGACCUUAUGGAUCAAGUCGAACUGGAUGGAGGAACUGGAGUGACAUACACCGUGCGAUGGGGCAACAUCUCCUUGACGGACUCCAGCACCACCCGGGGGGUCGUCCCCACAACCUGAUGCCCAGCGGGUGCGGUCCAGCGGCUGAUGGGCCCCGGAGAACACCGCCUGACCGUCGGGGCGACCAGCAACACCACCACGGCCGAGGUCUCGGAAACCGUCACGGUCCACCUCGUGGAACCCCUGGCUGGCCUGGCCACCGUGGCUUCCGAGCACGUGGAACUGGGCGGGGACGUCCUGGUCCAGGUGACAGCGGCCUGCGGGGCUCCGGCCGGGCUGAGGUUCGAAGCGGUCGGAGCCAACGAGACCUUCUCCUGUGAGAGAUGGGAUGGCCCUGGGAGAAUCGGGGGAUUACGGACCUUCCUGGUCAGGGUGCUGGCCAGCAAUGGCUUCUCGAACCUGAGCCUGGACAUUGGCACCAUCGUGGUAGCGGCCAACGAGUCCUCCUUCCAAGUAACCCCUGGAGACAGAGUGCCCUCUGGAGGAAGCCCCUGGAAGCUAAGUAGGAAUAAGGGGAGCCAGAAGAUGUACAUCCACCCCAGCCGUCUCGUGGCUCCUUGGGCUACGGUGACUUUGGGCUGGCCAAACAAGGACGAUGGCGACGUGAACUAUGAGUGGUCGUGCGGGAGCCUGCUGGCCUCUCUGGGAGCGCUGCGUCCAGCGGCAGCUCCUGCACACAGACCGGAAGGAGCUGGUGAUGGGCCUGACUGCCUGCCGCCCCCCGGCUCCGCUGGAACCGUGACCGGGACUGUCAGGGCAGCGGCAAGGAAGAGCGGCAGGAGGAGCAGUGUCUCUAUGUGGCAGCCAGGCCGUCCUGCACCCCAAAAUCAGGUCUACUCUUACCCUCUGUCUUGUGUGAGAAACUGCAAGCUGCAGAAUGCCAGUGAAGAAAUGGUGCUUAGGGUGACUUGGGCAGAAGCCCCAGGGGCAGUCGCGUACAGAUGGUAUUUGGAUAAUACCUUCCGAAGCAAGGCACCCCCUCUCCCUCAGCUCUGCCCUUUCAGGGGCUUCCGGCAAAGUUCUUUAACACUGCUGCAGAACAAUUCAUCGACGCUGAUAAUGAACAGCACUUUUCUGCAGCUCCUGGGUGACCCUGUUAGAAUUAAAGUGACAGCAAUGACUGAACAGGCAUACGGGGAAGAAAUGUACGUUGUCAGUUCUCUUCCUCCACCAGACCCACUGUUUUGUGCUGUAUUCCCUGAGGAGGGUCAGUCCUGACGCAGUUUCACCAUCUCCUGCAACACUUCCUCCUCCACUAUAUCAAGUCCUCCGGCAACCGCGGGCCCGCUCGAGUAUUGCUUCUGUCUGAAGCCAGAUUCUUGUCUUCACUGUGGCCCUGAACCAGGACUCCCAUCCAUUUAUCUGCCCCUUGGAGAGGAGAAUCAUUACAGGUUGGAAGUGAUCGUCACCGUGGCUAAUGAGGCUGGAGACACGGUCAAAACUUCUGCAGGAGUCAAGGUUCGACCCGAAGCCCCGAUGAGAGGAAACCAAACUCUCCAGGGGCUGGUGACCGAUGAAGUCAGCGGCAUUCUCCUGGCGGGUGAGAGAGACCAUGCUGAUGACUCUGUCUACCAUCAGCAUCCCGGAUCUGCAGGUGGCCCAGCUGAUGGCAGAGGUGCUGGCCGACAUCACUGUCCCACGGAGAGGAGCUCUUCCUCCUCAGCCCAGGUGGAAGCUGGAGGCCUGCUCCAGAAGACCAGCGUGGCCCUGCUCACGGUGACCCCGGCCACCAGUGGAGACGAGCAGAAGCGGGCCGGAGCCGCUGGGCACUUAUUCCGGGCCUUGGGCAGCGUGUUGGAGUCCUCGAUGAAUGACGCGGCCAAAGGCCCUGUGGGACCAGGCACCCCCCAGAGCGCAGUGUUGCCUCAGCUUCUGGACACGGUGGACAAUCUGCAAAGCACCCUCCUGCUGGGGAUGCUUCCAGGAGACCCCGCCACCAUGCUCACCACCCCGUCCGUCUCGCUCUACAUAAACAGGCUGCACUCCCGUGGUCUGAAUAGUUCGUCGUUCAGCAUCGAUCCCACAGAGUCGGCCACCUUUACUCUGCCCUCACUCGCUUCCUUUGACUUUUUAGAGGACAGCGACGAAACUGUGGAUGUAAGGAUGGUGAGUUUCUCGGGGAGCCCUUUCCCCUCAGGGGGCCGCUCUGUUGUCCGGGGAGCCGUGGGGGGCCUCAGCCUGACCAGCCCCGAGGGGAGGGUCCUACCGGUGAAGGACCUCAGGGAGGACAUCGAGAUCGUGCUGCCACGGACCGAAGGCGGCCAAGCCGGGCCCGCGCUGCUGCUCAAUCUGACCGGCCCCGGGACCGUGCUCGUGAACGUCCCCGCCGCCGCCGAGCCUCCCUGGUCAUUCAGCUGGAACCGGAACGGGACGCCCAUCCACGCUCUGCUCGGUCCCGGCCCACCACUCCGGACUCUGCUUCCCCGAGCCCCGGCCCUUGCAGGCGAAGCGUACACCUGGAUCCUGAGGCCGGAAGACCUCGUUUUUGGCGGUGGGACGUAUCACCUGGCGGUGAGCCAAGGAGUGGAGCCGGGGCCGGCCACGGGACGACCCCUCACGGUCGGCGUCACCUGCUUCGUGUCCCAGUGCGUGUUCUGGGACGAGGAACGGGGCAACUGGAGUCCCCGCGGCUGCCGGGUGGGACCCCGAACCACCAUCCACAGCACCCAGUGUCUCUGCGAUCACCUGACCUUCUUCGGCAGCACGUUCUCGUGCUCCCCAACGCCUCGCGUCGGCCAGACGGCCCAGCUGUUCGGCACCUUCGUGCAACCCGUGGUGGUGACCGCCGUCGGCUGCCUCUUCCUCGUGUACGUGCUGGUCGUCAUCUGGGCCAGGAGGAGAGACAUCCAGGAUAACGCCAGAGUGAAGAUCACGGUGCUCGAGGACAACGAUCCCUUCGCCCAGUACCGCUUUGUGACCGUCUUCACUGGACAUCGCGAGGGGCAGCCACAACGGCCAAGGUACUGGAAAGAGGGUGACCAUCACCUCCACGGCUCAGAGGCGGAGAGCGAGCCUCAUCAUUAUCGACCCGACACGCCGGUGUUCGAGCGAGGGCCGUGACAUGUUCUGCUCACCACUCUGUUCCCCUGGCGACAUACGGACAUCCGACUGUGGCACGACAACUCUGGGAAACACCCCUCCUGGUAGGCCACACGGGUGCUCGUCCACGACCUGGUCAUGGAUCAGAAAUGGAAUUUCCUGUGCCAUUCCUGGCUGUCCAUCGACGUGGGAGAAGGUGUCUUGGACAAAGUGUUCCCGGCCUCCUCCGAGCAGGAAAUGAAGCAGUUCGGCAACCUCUUCCUCCUGAAGACGUCGACGGGCUUCCAGGACGGACACAUCUGGUACUCGGUUUUCAGCCGCUCCCCGAGAAGCACGUUCACCAGAGCCCAGCGGGUGUCCUGCUGCUUCUCCCUCCUCCUCUGCACCAUGCUCACCAGCAUCAUGUUCUGGGGGAUCCCCAAGGACCCGGCAGAGCAGAAGAUGGAUCUGGGUAAAAUAGAGUUCACUUGGCAGGAAGUUAUGAUCGGGUUCGAGAGUUCCCUCCUCAUGUUCCCCAUCAACCUGCUCGUUGUUCAGAUCUUUCGGAACACCCGCCCGGGCCCCGAAGGAGCCGAAGGGUCAGAAACCGGGGAAGGGUUUGCGGGUGUCCCCAGACCUGCCUCCGCCUCCUCCUCCUCCUCCCACGGGCCGGGCACAGUGUCCGCCUCACUCCGAGGCCGUGGUCAAGGCAAGUGUUCAAGGUCUUUCUGCCAGCAGGAUAUACAGAGGAUCGCCGGCUCACUGUUUAAAACGCUGAAGGCCCCGUCACCUGCCUGGAGCUCAGAUUUGGGGAAACUGACGGACGUCAAUAAGCUAUUGGCCCUGAUGGAAGAGAUCAUUAUCCAGAAAAACAGAGAUGGGCGGAGUUUUACCGAGGAGAGGAAGAGAGAUUGUCCUCUCAUCAUCACCCUGGACUCUGUCGACUCCAAAGCAGGGAAGCCAAGAAGCCCCAGGUCGGAGAAGGGAGCGCAGGGCCGGCUCCGGCCCGGUGACUAUGGCCACUACCUCUAUGGCCAGCUGCAGCACUGGAGAGAGAGUGGACCUUCUGGGGCCCUGGGAUUCCCAGACCUCAGAGCUUCAUCCGGGCGGGUGCUCGUCCGGCCCCCGGGAGCCGGAAGCGGAGGAUCCUCUCCCAGAGGCCUGCCCUGGUGGUUUGGCGUCGUGGGCUGGCUCCUCGUCGCCGCCACCAGCGGGGUCUCGGCCUUCUUCACCAUGCUCUACGGGCUGCACUAUGGCCACGACCGGUCCAUUAAGUGGCUCUUCUCCAGUGUCUCAUUUUUCGAGAGUGUCUUCAUCACCCAGCCCCUUAAGGUUUUGGGUUUUGCUGCGUUCUUUGCCCUGGUCACGAAGAAAGUGGACAGGCAAGGGGUAGAGCCGGGAUUAGAACCAGGUCAUCUGUCUCCCAGCCCCGGGCCCGGACGUUUGGUUCAGACCCGGCGAGACAGUCGGAGCAACGUCUACCAACCCCCUCCCGCCGCCAGCGUCCAGAGGAUGAAGAAUCGUAUCAAGGAAGAGAAAGCGUUCGCCUUAAUUAGAGAAAUCCUGGCUCACCUGGGCUUUCUGUGGAUGCUACUGCUGGUCGCCUAUGGCCAGAGGGACCCGAACUCCUAUUACUUCAACAAGCACAUUGAAGACAGCUUUUCUCGUGGCUUCCUGGAUAUCGUCAGCUACCGGGACUUCUUCACGUGGGCAAGAACGACGUUAGUCGGAAACCUGUACGGCCCCUAUCACGGCUUCAUUACAGACGGCAACUCCAAGUUGGUCGGCGGCGCCCGGAUCCGCCAGGCGAGGGUGCGAAGCCCCGCCUGCCCCGCCGCCCUGCGGCUGAAGCCCCCCGGCGUGGAGUGCCACCCCCCUUAUUCCCUGGACGCGGAGGACACGGCGGAUUACGGAGAGCGCUGGAGCGCUCCGGCCCGCAACGGGACGCCCGGCUUCGCCCCGGCCUGGCGGUACCAGAGUCAGGCAAGCCUGCGUGGACACCCCAUCUGGGGCCGGCUGACCGUCUACCGCGGAGGGGGCUACGUGGUCCCCUUGGGAGCCCGCCCAGCCGACGCGAUCAGGGUCCUGCAGUAUCUGUUUGAGAAUACUUGGCUGGACACUCCACGCGGGCAGUGUUUGUGGAGGUUCACCGUCUACAACGCCAACGUCAACCUGUUCUGCAUUGUCACGCUGGCGUUCGAAACCAACGGCUUAGGAGCUUUCUUUACCCACACUGAGCUGCGGAGUGUCCGCCUUCACCCGUUCACCGACGGCUUGCACGUCUUCGUCGUGGCCGCCGAAGUCAUCUAUUUCCUGUUCCUCCUCUACUACAUGGUGGUUCAGGGCCGCCUCCUGAAGACCCUGAAAUGGAGCUACUUCCGCAGCAAGUGGAACCUGCUGGAGUCGGCCAUCAUCGUGAUCAGCUGGACCGCUCUGCUGGUCUUCGUCAAGAGGACGACGUUGGCCAGUCGGGACAUCGACUCCUACCGGGAGCGCCAGGACCAGUGCGUCAGCUUCGACGAGACGGCCACGGCGGACGCGGCCCUGGGCUACCUCCUCGCCUUCCUGGUGCUCCUGGCCACGGUCAAGCUGUGGCACCUGCUGAGGCUGAACCCCAAACUGAACACGAUCACCUCCACCCUCAGGAGGGCCUGGGGGGACGUCGCCGGCUUCGUCACCGUCAUUCUGGUCGUGUUCCUGGCCUACUCCGUCGCCGCAAACUUGAUUUUUGGGUGGAAGCUGAGGUCCUACAAAACCCUCGCUGACUCCGUGGAGACCAUGGUCAGCCUCCAGCUGGGAAUCUUCAACUACGAAGAGGUCUUGGACUCCAGUCCCGUGUUGGGAUCCUUCCUGAUUGGGUCCUGCAUCGUCUUCAUGACGUUCGUGGUGCUCAAUCUCUUCAUUUCCGUCAUCCUCGUCGCCUUCAGUGAAGAACAGAAACAAUACCAGCCCUCAGAAGAGGAGGAGAUUGUUGACCUGUUACUGAUGAAAAUCUUCAGUUUCUUCGGCGUGAAAUGCAAAAAGGAAGAGGCCAGGCCCAAGACUGAAAUCCAAGGAGAUCUGUCGGGCAUCUGCCAACACUGACAAAAUUUAGGGCUCCUCCCCAUUCUCUUUGAUCUUGUUCGAUUGGGUGUGAAAAUCAACCCUGAAACUGAGGCGGGCGUAAAACAGUCUUGACUAUUCUGUUCCUACCUUCUAAUUCUUUCCCAUGCUUCGGGUGUGUACUCUAGAGCUUUUAAUAAACCAUUUCUGCUGUCAUAAAAAA